CAAUUUAAAAAUUGUGUAAAUUCAUAAUUAAAGAAUUAAGCAAUUUACGUUUCAUUUAACAAACCCCUCGCCUUGCUAUUGAAUUAUAUUAAACCAAGCAGUGAAUUCAACUCAAGUGAUCAAACAGAAAGAACAGCAAAUUAAAAGGUCUUCGGUACAUCAUAAAUUAAAAGAUAUUAAUAUCUCUAAUAUUAUGUGACUUAAUCCAUAACGAACCUAUUAAGUGGUAGGUUUUUCCCUUACAUCACCACUUUUCUUAGCAAAGAUGUUCGCUACCUUACACAAUGCGUUUUGCGGUCCCUAACGCCAAGAUUUGAAUUGUAUAAUCAUAAAUGUUUCGUAUUCCGAAGGUACUAAAUAAUGUCGGCAAUAGACGUGACAUUUUCGAUUCGUACACCCCAUAUAAGCUGACAUACGUUCGUACAUACCUACCAGGACGAAUAUUCUGGAUGUGUUUGUACGCGACCCCCACCCCCACACACACAUACACAAAAAGGAGAGAGAUAUCUCGCUUACUCGGCCUGGACUCAACUCACCCGCAGGAUCUCUACACGACAAACAAACAAAAAAAUUCCUUCUCAAGCUGUCAGUCGAGUGCGAUUCAUAAAAACGAACGAUGACAGGAGGUGACAAUUAUUCGAACGAGGGGGUAACUCGGCUGUGUAUCUCUCUCCUCUGUUCACUUCUGUACUCGUCCUUUGUCGUCUUUCCUCUUUGUCCGACAUUCGAGAGGCCGAGCGAGCUGCCAUUAGCCCCCUCUCGUUCUAAUUAACGAGCGACCUGUGCGCGUCCGAUGGAUAAAACGGGACAACCAGCAAGAGCACCGUCGGUAAAAGGGAGACGAAAUAGGGGAACAGAGAAGGGGAACGAACGAGGGAAGAAGACGGGGAACGAGUCGGCCAACCACGUGACCAACGGGCAGGGGGUGGCAGGCGACAUUUCGCAUGCUCAGAACUCUACAGGCUGCAGCAUAUCGCACACCGAGCCGAUACCCUUCGCAGGGAAACAAUAGUGCUGGCUAGCGUUCGCGACAGACAGAAUUCGUGAAAAGCGUCUCGAACGGGAAGUGCACGAACAACGUAACCUAAAAAACGAUCAACCACCCGUUUCGGUAUCGGCGAAUAGAAACGCGCCUUCGUACCCGGCUUCCAUGGUUUCACCCUUCGCGCGGAUACAGCAACGAGAGAUGUUCUCUCGCGAGAUCGUUCAACGAGCUUUUGCGAUUUAUCCGUUACGUUGCUAGUUUAUUCCGGCUUGUAUAUAACUGGAAUCGAGUACUGUACGCGUCGUCGGGUGUUGGUGUGUCCGUCGGUUGUCAUGAUGUCUCGUGGUUGUGGAAAGUGCGAGAAAAGUGAGAGGUAGUGUGCUUAAACCCCGGUAAGUGCGCGGAUACACGCAUCCACGUACAUACACACGAAGUGAGAAGGGAUGACGAUGCUGCUAUCAGGAGGGAAACAACUACAGCUUCCUUGAUCCACGAAUAUUCCUCGACGAAACACCCUCGCUUGGUCCAGCGUAAACACCGGAUACAAGGCAGAGUGAUAUGUUAACCGAAGACAAUGAUCCGACGAAACCAGCAGGCGUUUUAGACAAUGCUGGUAACGUGUCUUCGUCCACAGAGGCCUCGGUACAGCACCCUCGUGCCCCAAACAAUGAUCACACUGGCAGCUACGGAGGUCAAGAACGAGGUGCAAGAUUGCCCCGAGAACGACAGCGUGCCCGGCGGGGAGUUGUACAUCGACGAAAAUGCCGAGGAAAAAGAGCAGGAGUAUCCAGAUUCUAUGGAAAAGGCCGACUACAGUUCAUUGUACGGAGCCAAUCAAUAUUAUAACAGUAUAUACAACUCACCCCCAUAUGGAUCGGCUACAGCUGGGAAAAACACCUCGGGAUUGCAAGGUUCUUACUUGACCUCUUACACGUCCCCGAGUUCCAUGACUCAAUAUUCGUCUUAUGCUACUUACAACAGCGGCACACCGAAUUUUCCCAACGUAGCCCAAAAUAUAUCGUCCUCUUCUCAGAAGCUAGAUUAUAGCGCCUACAGUAGCAGUUUAUACGGAAAUGACAGGGUACCAUUACAGUAUUCCGGAUACUACCCAAUGCAUGGGUACCACGCGACACCGGCCUCAUUUAACAUUGGAAAUCUGAAUUUUGCUGAUUCGACAAAAUCUGCGCUCACAUUGGACGCAACAACUCACGAUGCCAGCGAUCUUACCGCACGAGAAACCGCAAACAUCGAAGGUAACACGAUUCGUACGACUGCGAAACCUUGCAGACGCGGAAGACGUCAAAGCGGAAGUGGAAACAGUAUAGGUUCCGCAGACACGACAGAAGCCGGUCCUGACCGGAUAUUCAUUUGGGACCUGGACGAAACCAUAGUUGUGUUUCACUCGUUGCUCACUGGCCAAUUUGCAACGAAACACCGUAAGGAUCCUACCCUUUUGGCCCAAGUUGCCUACAGAAUGGAGGAGAUGAUAUUUAAUUUGGCUGAUACUCAUUUCUUUUUCAAUGACAUCGAGGAUUGUGACCAAGUGCACAUCGACGAUGUAUCAUCAGAUGAUAACGGGCAGGACCUGUCUUCUUACAACUUCGCAAACGACGGUUUCCAAUGCGCGUCUACGAACAACGGCAUAUGCUUGGCAUCCGGUGUCAGAGGUGGCGUAGACUGGAUGCGAAAAUUGGCUUUCCGUUACCGGAAAAUAAAAGAGAUUUACACUAAUUACCGGAACAAUGUCGGCGGUUUAUUAGGCGCAGCGAAACAAGAACAAUGGCUGCAGUUACGCUCAGAGAUCGAAGUACUGACCGAUAAUUGGUUAACAUCUGCAGUGAAAUGUUUGAGUCUUAUUAAUAAAAGAAGUCACUGCAUUAACAUUCUUGUCACGACUACGCAGUUGGUACCGGCUCUUUCGAAAGUACUACUUUUCGGAAUUGGUGGAAUAUUUCCUAUUGAAAAUAUUUAUUCUGCCUCGAAAAUUGGGAAAGAAAGUUGUUUUGGAAGAGUAGUCGCAAGAUUUGGUCGAAGAUGCACUUACGUAGUGAUAGGCGACGAUUCGGACGAAGAAACGGCAGCACGUGCCCACAAUUUCCCAUUUUGGAGAAUAAAUAGUCACUCGGAUACACAGUCAUUAUACAACGCCUUAGAGAUGGGAUUCCUUUAAACAGGAUCCAUUUACAAAAAGGACUGGACAAGGGGAAAAAAGAUCCUGUUCGAACAACGUCCAAACGGAAUACUUUCACGAGAUAUUUCUAUAUUCUUUAGUGCGCCUUACGAUAGCGCUUUUAUUGAGCGAACCAUUUGAACAUUCCUACUAUUUAUCGAUCGUACGUGAAUUUGGGGAUCGACUGUUCCUGUGAGAUCGCCAUAUGUAAUUAUCGUCAAUGGCUAUUCGUCGAUCGUCAAGCGUGACCGAUCGGAACAGGGUCCACAAGUGAUAUACAAUGAAAGUAACAGAAAGUAACGGAAGAAGAGGGAAAAUUGAAAAUGAAAGAUUUAUAUAUAGUAUGGAAAAUAUUUUCAAUUAAUUCCUACACACUUUCGACCAUAUAAAUAUUAUAUUCGAUGUAACAAUUGGUUCGUUGAAAAUUGUCUUUUGCGUACUUAAACGAGUUGUAUUUCUUGCUAUAAAAACAUAGCAAAAUUGGUCGAAAAUGCUUAGAUUCGCAGGCGAGAUAACAUUUAUGCGUAACUUCGUUAGUUAUAAAUCUCUGACAAUUUUACACAAAUAUUGUGAUACAGUUUAAUCCAAUUAUUUAAUUAAUGAUCCCAGUAAACAUAAUAUAGCAUGGUCGAACAGAUAUUCUUUUUUAAACAGCAGUUUGUGAAAGUUUAUAGUCACGUUUUUAUUAGUUAUAUUAUAUAGGGAAUAUAUUUGACUGAAAAUAUUAUGCAUUCUUAUCGUUUAUGUCUUUGUACAUGUUAAAUGCUAAUAAGAAUAUUUAGGUACAUAUAUUUUUGAAUUGUCCAUAUCAUGGUGUGGUUUAAAAACAUUUUUCAGAUUUCAACUAUUUCGAAUUAUCCUAGAAAAAGUAGCAGAUUAAUAAUAUAGGUCGUGAGAGUAAUUAAAAUUUAUAAUUUUAUGAUAUUAAGGAUACGUAAAAUGACGUUUUCAGAACGUACGAGUUUAUGUUAUAUACUGAAAAUUUUAAUUAAUAAAAGAAAGAGAAUAGGAUUAGCAAAUGAUAACCAAAGUUAACGUCGUUGAAUAUUUCGUCGUAAAAUCAAUUUAUAUGUUUUCGAGAUAAUAUCAUAUAUUGAAUAAGUAAACAUUUGCCGAAAUAAAGACGGCUAAAAUUUUGUGCAAAUUAUAUUCUUAAAUCAAUCAUUUUCAUCCAAAAAAUUUUUUUUUUAUAAUAAUUAAUGAUCUACGAAAUUUAUUUAUGUUUAUUUUGUAAUAAAAAAUCAAUUACUUUUUAGUAAAAGUUACAUAUACAAGUUGCUUAUUAUUUUGAAAAUCUAUAAACAUGUAAAAUGCAAAAUAUAUUAAUAUAAUGUUUUAGUAAACUUAAUAGCACAAAAUCUGCACAAGUUGUAAAAUUGUGACAAACCCUAGUUUUAAAGAAAACUACUUAUUGGUGUAUUAUUCAAUAUGAAAUUCGACUGAAUGAAAAGAUUUAAAACAUUCAAGUUAUAACACUUAAAAAUGAAGACUACAACAAUUAACGAAAUUCUUUUAAAAGUGGUGUGUUAUUUACACUUUCGAGAGAUUAAUUUUUUCUGAUAAAUGUACGUUUAUGUUAGAUUCACAUUAUAUUACAUGGAUUAAACAUGGUAAAUGUGAAUCUGUGUAUUAAAAUAGAUUGUCGGAUGUAAAAGAAACGAUGUAAUAUUACUAUAAUUAUUAUAUAAAAAUUUACACACGAUCAAACAAUUAUCGAUUUGAUUUACAUAACAUUCCUUUCGUUGGUAUAUUCGAUUUUGUAUGGUACGCACAGCGAUGUAUAAUUUUAUAAAAAUUUAAGAUACUGUAUUACGUAAAUUGUGCCUAUUGAAAUUAUAUAUAUUUUUAUAAGUAAUUGUUAUAAUUCCAGUGUCAGGCUUUCUAACACCACGAGUGAUAGUUUCAUACUGAGGUUAGAUUUUUCAGUGUAUAGCAACACUUUCUAUCUUAAGAUAAAAACGUGACAUUGUUUAUUUACGUAAGUGUUCAUAUUUGUUUAUGCUUUUUAUAUCGAAUAUACAUUUCUUUGUGAACUGGCAGAUCACAGUCACUAUGUAAUUUACUUAUACACUUUACCGACUUCAAAAAUUCAUCGUAUCUGUGCGUCCUUUGAUAUUCCAAGUUUUUAGUGAAAAAAAAAAAA
Messenger RNA from Megachile rotundata (alfalfa leafcutting bee), 5298 nucleotides. It is a transcript of the gene eya, whose product is annotated as eya transcriptional coactivator and phosphatase 2. Gene Ontology annotation, cellular component: nucleus. Gene Ontology annotation, molecular function: protein tyrosine phosphatase activity. NCBI's taxonomy places the organism in Eukaryota, Metazoa, Arthropoda, Insecta, Hymenoptera, Megachilidae. The record is from RefSeq and is a predicted model, not a curated record. Gene Ontology annotation, biological process: multicellular organism development; cell differentiation; negative regulation of extrinsic apoptotic signaling pathway in absence of ligand.